Molecule: messenger RNA, 4992 nt
Organism: Angiostrongylus costaricensis
Lineage: Eukaryota; Metazoa; Nematoda; Chromadorea; Rhabditida; Metastrongylidae
Source: the annotation of a GenBank genome assembly
AUGAUUUCCGUGCUUUGGAAUAUCAUUGCCUUAUUCUCUACUUUUCAAUAUUCGUCAACAUAUAGGCUGAAUGUACCACGAGUGCUGUUACCAUACCAUCCUACUAUUCCUGUAACAUUUCUACUAGAGGUUAGCCAACCCUCAGGAGGUUGUUUCAGCUGGCGUUCUACUCGCCCUGAUGUGGUUUCUGUAAGUGCCAUCGGGACGAAUCAGGGCGAGUGUUCAGAUAAAGCGGAAAUUCGUUCCACGGCAAAAGCCGUAUCCGGGGAACUGAGCGCUGUGAUUUUUGCUGAAGACAGUGCGUCAUCAACCAUGCUGAGCUGCGGAGUAUCGGUCGAUUUGAUAUCGAGGAUCCGCGUAGAAACUACGACAAAAAUUCUGUUCGUGGAUGCUGCACCCGCACGAAUGAUCGUCGAAGCAUUCAACUCAGAAGGAGACAAGUUUUCUACGCUUAGUGAGAUUCCAAUUGACUGGGAACUGUCUCAUACUGGGGAUGGUCGACCUCUUCGCAUAGUACCAUUUGAGCAGUCUACCUACGAAGCACCGAACGAGAUUAUGAAAUUAGAAAAUAAUAAGAAGAAAGGAUACGUCGUUCUGGUCGAAGGAGUCUUAACUGGAUCUGCCACAUUAACUGCAAAAAUCGCUGAACCUCCUUACUCUCACAUCAGUGCACACAGCUUGGAUCUCACCGUGGUUGCUAAUCUCCUGCUUCUUCCCGCCCACGAUCUGUUUGUACCGGUAUAUGCAGUAGUGCCAUUCCAAGUGCAGAUAGUGAAGCAGAGUGUUACAGAAGAAAUUCCAAUGCCGUCAUCAGACUACUACCUGAAGGUGGAUUCCGAGACAGUUUGUAAACUUGACAAGAAAACGUCGUCAGUUCAAGCUUUAACUCGUGGACGAACAGACAUACAUCUUCUCAGCCAAAAUGUUGACGUCAAAGCAAAGACAGGAGUGCGUCCUCCAUCAACUGCUAUUUAUGUGGUUGAUCCUGAAAGCAUUCAGUGGGUCAUCUCUGGAGGUGGUAAUUGGUUGUUACAGACAGGAACUCAUUAUAAGAUGUCUGUUUCACUCGUUGAUCCACAUGGGAAUACGAUGUAUAUAAGUAAUAAUCUUCGAUUCGAAAGCACCAUCCCAGAAGUGUACUUUGAUGUGCAUUUUAUAUCGAACAACCAGACAUAUUUCGAAGUGACACCGAGGAAAGUGGGGAAAACGAUUCUAAAGAGUCGAUUCGUCGCUAAUUCCUAUUCCUGUAUUGUAGAUUAUUUUUCCUUAUUCUCUGCUGGUAAGGUAACCGGCGAGCAAUCUGUGCAAAUAGUAGAUCCUGUGCGAAUAUCGCCCAGAGAGGUUAUGUUCCCGUACCUUCCUCGAAGGAAGACGUCAUUCAUGCUAAAGGCAACUGGAGGAAGUGGUCUAUACGAUUGGAGUACAGGUGACACAUCUGUGUGCACUGUGGACUCAAACGGCUUGCUAGGUGUCGCGUCUCCAGGAACGACGGUGGUUGUAGCGUCCGAUAAGAGAAAUCCUGCUCAUAAAGAUAGCGCAUCAGUUUCUGUGUUAGACGUUCUCUCCUUGACUUUUGGAGAAACACGCAAAGAAGCUGAAGUGGGCUCGGAUCUCAUCGUCAAUAUACAGUUAAUGGGCGCUAGUUCACAUGGAUUAGUUCCGUUCACCGAUUGUCGCGCUGCAGACUUUCGUGUACAAUCAUCGGAUAAUGAUGUUUUCAGACCAGUAGCAGAAUAUGUUCCGACAUUGCCAUCAGUUGGGACCGGUUGUUCAACAGUAAUGUUGAAAGCUAUCUCGUCAGGUGAUGCGAAAAUUACUGUGUCAUUCGAUCAUUAUGAAGCGGUGUUAGAUGUGUCGUCGUACCCACCAUUACAAGUGAGUCUUCUUUUAUUUGUUAGUCUUAGCGUUGCUUUCGAAGGCGGACCAAGGCCAUGGCUAACUGACAUAUCUAGGCAUUAUCGGCAAGACGACUUGUUUAAUGUAAAGUGUGGUUUGGUUGAUGGUACAACGGUGGGUUUUCUUAAUACUGCGCCCUUGCAUUGUGAUUUUCGUGGCGUAGAUCAGUAUUUUCAGACCGCCCUUCUCGAAGUUGGAAAUAAGCCAUCAGCGCAACUUCCUUUCCCUGCUAUUGCAACAAAGAAUGUGUCAGUUUGUUGUGCUUAUCCCACUAGAUUAGUCAUCAGGCCAGUUAUUGGAAUCGAACCAAAAUGUCCUUCAAACAUGGUGAGCUUUGCAUGGAUCUUGAGAACAGUAAAGAUCUACACUAGCUUUAAGGUGCUUUGGAAUGAAGAGUCAGCUGUUGGUAUGGUCAGGUUGAACCAUGGAUCCGGACAUUUUCGUGUUCAUGAAUUGCCGGGGAUGCCAUUCACGACUGUUGUUAAAGAUAGUACAUUAACACCGCGAUCAAGAGGUGCUGGUACACUGCGAAUUGAGGACGUAUGCAUAAAUGGAGACUAUAUUGAUGUUCCCGUAAAAAUCACCGACAUUCAUUCACUUGUCAUUUAUGGGCCACAAAUUAUGGAAGUGGGAACUGAAGUCGAAGUGUUUGUGGACGCCGUGGAUGAGGACGGGAUCCCUUUCUCCCGCAAUUAUGGUGCUUUAUCGAACGUUACAAUUGAUUCAAGUGAUGCAACUGUCCAUAUCACAAAAGUUAACUCUACAAACUAUCGCAUUCGAGCAUUGUCGGUGGGUGGAGCGACUUUAAUUGCAUCAGCCCGUCCUACUUCGGGACGUACGUUGACAUCUCGACCACAUUCCAUUCAGAUAUUUUCGCCUUUGUUGCUGUUACCUCAGAAGGUCACACUCAUCCCUGAAAGCACCUUUCAGUUGGAAGUUUUUGGUGGUCCACAACCCACACAUCAUAUUGACUUCGCUCUUAACAAUUCGGAAGCCGCUCAUAUUGAUCCUAAUGCGUUAAUAACGUCGAAAAGUUUGGGUUGCACAUCGAUUACCGGCUCAGUGAAAGUGGGUGGAAAGCACUCAACAGAGAGUACUGUAACUCUGUGCGUUGUUUCCCUAACUGGAGUACAAGUAAUAACAUCCACUCACGUUAUCGAACGAGGCGGUCAUGUAUGGGUUAGAAUAAAUGGCCUGGAUGAAUCUGAAACUCCUUUCUCUUUCGGUGGAGCUAUUCAUCCGUUUAAGGUGACAUGGAGUGUUAGUCAUCCAAACGUACUCAAGGUAGUCCAUCCAUUUGGGCCAUCGGUUUCGGAGGCUGAUGAGAAUCGAUUCGUUAUUUGUCUCGAAGGAGACAGUGUUGGCUCGGCUGUUGUUAAGGUUCGCGUCGAGUUGUCAACCCUUGCGAGAAACCAUUUUAUGGGUCGUUCACGCGUAUUUGAGGACAAUGUAAAAAUACGCGUAGAGGAACCAUUGUCAAUGCCCCAGCUCGAUAUACCGAUUUCCACCAUUCGGAUAGCACAAAAUACUCAGAUGCAGUUGGAAACGGCAUGGUCAUCUAGCGUGGAAUUCUCAGUGCCGCGUGAAUUUUCACGUCUGUUAUCUGUCUCAAAAUCUGGUCUUAUUCGAUCUAAUUCGCUGCUUGGUCCUGCUGCGCUUGUAGUACGCCGGCUUGACUUCUCCAAGAACGAAACCUCUAUGAUACCAGUCACGGUGUCUGCGGUUCACGCAAUUGACGUUAUUCUGCUAACAAAAAUCGAUCUUGUGACUUCGGUUCCGUUGUUAUAUCUUCCUGUAGGCGCCAAGAUCAGACUACAGGUAGUUUUCCGUGACUCACGAGGUCGACAGCUAAAUGAAGCUUCUUCGUCUAUUAGUUACCGUCCUCAUAGAUUUGACUUGACAGAGAUAAUAUCAUCCAAUUUAAACAAAACGUUGACUGUCACGAUGAAAACUGCUGGUGAAACCGUACUUCAAGUACAUGAUCAUUCCCAAAAUGUUUUCCUCCGGCUUUCGGCUAAGGAGCAGUUAUAUCCAAGGAGUCGGCAACCAGUAGUCUCUGAUAUUGUUUGCUUCGCCUCACCGUUAGUAGGGGCAAUGCGUUGGUCUUCAAGUGAUGAUCGCAUCGAGUGGUUGGAUGUCGAGCAUGGGGUUGGCAAACUUAUUGAAGAUGGCAAAGCGCAUGUCACUGUUAAUGUAGCAGAACAAAUGCUAACUACUUCGGUGAAAAAUCCUCAAGUUUUCUGCUGUAUAGAUUGCACUGAAGCUCAACUGGUAGCGUUGUCUUCCCUUCGAGCUCCAUUCGAAUGUGCAACAACAUUUGCCCAUACAAAAAUAGGUCCUGCAGUGAACAUACUUUCUGUCAAGUCUGUUUUCCUACCAAGCGCAAGUAUGUUCGCUAAUUUACUUUCCUUUUUUUUACAUAGAAAUAGUACUAUGGCAAAACAGCGAAGUUUAUUAAAAGGGUCGUAUGCUUGCGUCAUCAUUGCGAAGUGGAUUGGUAAUUCUCAAGUAAGUGCUUGCUCCAACCUACGCAUCGUACGUACGUACACGGAAAAUUUAGUUAUUCUUUUUCCACUUUUGAAACAGAGUAUAAUCCCCCGUUGUUUCCAGUUAAAUAUCAAAUCGGCAGCCUUGUGGUCAGAACUGUCAGAACAUUGCUUGAUAACUGUAGAGAACGGUGUGACAGGACAAAGCAUUCAAAUACCAGUACGUGUUCGGCUAGUAGGACAGGCAGCUAAACAAGUAUAUAAAGCACUUGACAGUACAGGUUUCAUAGACUUUGUGCUGAUAUUUUUACAACACUACUCAUGGAUUAUUCCAUCUUUGAUGUGGGUAUGCUUCACAGGAAUUGUAGCCAUCGCUGGUACGUUUGCUUCCGUAUUUAUUUUUGUAUGGACCCACUUGGGCCCAAGAUGUAUUCUUUGUUACGGAAACGAUUUAGUACAGUAUUCAGGUUUCUUCCGUAGUUCGCCACUCGGAAAAUCAACUCCGAUUUUUGGAGAAUCUACUUUCGCUAGCCAAAAGCAACAACAACGUCCUGUGGGAGCCAUGGGAGACCCUUCGCUUUGGAGUGCUAGUGCAACUCUGAGAAAGUGA